AUGUCAACCCACUCAGCUCCAGCUACUGGUCGACCGCCCGAUGCACCAUCGUUUCUAGUCUUAUCUCGACGUCCUGGACAGCAAGUCUCCGAAGGGUUUGGCCGGAAGUUAAAUCUAAGCGCGCGUUUGAGGGCCGUCCUUCCAAGCCGCCGGGCUGAGAAGGAAGAACGAACACUGGAAGAACGUCGAUUGAUUCACCGGGAGCGCAGAACUCUGAAAGAGAGUGGAGAUUACCUUGGCGUCACAGGAAUCAAUCCAGUCACAGGAGAACUAGACGUUGAGACACCGUCUACAACCAGCUUCAGCUCUGCUUCCUUGACUCUCGACCAAAAGCUGGAAGCUAGACACAAGUCGGAAUCUCGACGUACGCGCCGCGGGGCUGAACUCCUCACAGAAGAGGUGACCAAAAAGCUCCAGCAACGAGAAGAGCAAAGAUUUGCCCGGAAAGAUCGGGAAAAGGAGGCCAUACGACAAGCACAGCGCAAGGUUCAGUGGCAACGCCAUAGACAGCAGUGGUCUUCUGCCAAAGAUCCCAUACUUAGCCCGAUUGCGCAGUCAACCAAGAGCAUAUCGACUCGCGGUAAGCUAGCUUGUUCCGAAGCGAGAGACGCCCGGAAUCUGUCCGAGCAAACAAACGCUCAUCAUUUGGGGAUGCGCCAUACUGAUCCCAAAUCUCAUUUGCCCAAACAUAUCAUCUCGGAAGAAAACGAUGCUAAUUCAUCUGACACUGUAAUACGAACCCCCCAAAGCAGACGGUCAUCCUGGGCAUCCACCACGGCUCAGGAAUUCGGAAGAAACGGCCGCACCUUGGGCGGAGAUCGAGAGCCUACGCAGUUGCCGCUCCCGUUUGGAAACUUGAACUCUCCUCAAAGCAUCAGGGAAAAAAGCCGACCUGGUCACUUCGGGCUCCCAGCACCACAAACAACACUAAACCACUGGGAGGCAAGACAACUGAUCCCACUGUUCCGAGAUACGGAAGCUCUGAACGGCGAGGAGGAAUUGGCAGUAGCGCCACUAGUAGUGGCUUGCCAUUCAUUGAUCCAAACUCACGAACUCAACGACCAGCAGGCAGCCAAGACUCGUGGCCCACCAAUCACAGCGAACAUGUCCCCAUUCGAGUCAUUGUUGACAUCCCAGAUCGAUCUGGAAAGCCCGCCGCUUCAAGAGAACCCGUUGGCCCGAGAGCAUAUCCAGGCGCUGGAGGACAACCUUUGCAAGGUGACCCAAGAGUCGUUAAUCCUGAAAAGUCUCACCUUCGAGGACCGAGCAACACCUUCAAGAAGGUUGGAGGUUCACGAGGACUUGAUAUGCCAGUGGGAAGUGGGGAAGACGGAGGCUCUAAAGACAAAAGCUGCCACCACACCCAUCACCACCAUUAUUGGCUGCGGCCAAGGUCUUUCACAAUCGAGCCUAUGCCAAAAACAACUCGAGAGAAGAGUCAGCGAAGGCUGGAGCAUGUUGCAGAAUCGACGCGUGAGUCGACAAUGCGACGAACAGAUGUCAACGUCAACAGAAGAUAUAUCGACCGAAAAAGUGCGGCAUCUAAGGACCGUCAAAAUAAGGACCCAGGUUCUGACACCAAAAGCAAGCCAAGCGCUGACCCUCCAGCAUCAAAACGAUGCGAUCCACAAGGAGGUCGAGAAAUACUCUGCGAGAAAUUUGGCAGACAGCGACAAGCAGGAGAGCCAAGCCGAGGACCCUGUCACAUCACACAUGUCCACGUCUACAUCACCCCUAACCGUGUUGGAGCAAGCCACUCAGCAGGGCCAAAGCAAGAUCGCAUCGAUGGGGGCGGCGCGGGCCGCAUUGGCCAAUUCGGGCAAAAGGACGGCGGAAACUCGGAAACAGAGCCUCUCGGCCAGCGGAACGCCCAGAAUGCUGCCUAUCAGCCUCAGGAAGCCUCCUCCCGACUCUGUUCCGAGUAGGAGAUUGCGGAACAAGUUCAAGAUGAUGAGGUUCUCGAACAAGAGCCCGUCAAAGUCAGCAAACACCGUAGCGGACGGUAUAGAGGCGAUUAGCAGCCGCAAGAGUUCGAAGACGUUUUGCGCCAUGAAUGGGAGACACGACAAUCUGCAGGAUACACCAACGGAGAGCAAGCAGUUGUCAGCAGCCAGUCAAGCCAGGUUGAAAGCUGGCUGCAGCACGUCAACGACCCUGGUGAACAGCGACUCCGAAGGCGGCGACACCGGAGGUCGUUUGAGAAGAGACGUGUUGAGUAAGCGUGUGCUAAAGAGCGCCACCGACGGCAAGCAGAUUGCGGGGAGCGUAGCUCGAUGGUAUUGGAAAGCAAUAUCACCUUGCUUUGAUCCGACAUCGCCAGCCAGAAAGCGACUUGAUGUCAACAAGUCAACUUGGACGGACGUUGGGACAUUUCUCGUUGCGCUGAGCAGCGGAUUCGUGUUAUUGGCGAUAGCGGUCCGGAUCGCGCAGGGGAUUGCGUGGGUGAUGCAGAUGGUGCAAGGCUUGCUGGGGGGUUUGAUUGCGAUUCUCGGUUCCUGACAGCCGGUGGUGACGAAAAAGGGAGGUUAUGGAGGAAAGCUUGGCGUUGGAG
Molecule: messenger RNA, 2551 nt
Organism: Colletotrichum acutatum
Lineage: Eukaryota; Fungi; Ascomycota; Sordariomycetes; Glomerellales; Glomerellaceae
Exons: 4
Coding region: 1-2499 (832 amino acids)
Source: RefSeq, a predicted model, not a curated record